GAGUGCCCUCUUGCAGGAGGACAGAGGGGGACUUCUAAAAAACCAAAAACCUCCCAGUCAUUCCUUCCCACAGCAUGACCUAUUCCUUUCUGUGCCUAGAGAGUCACAGUUUUUGUCCCUGUGUGAAAGAGGAGUCCAUUUUUUCUCUCCCCUAGUGCCGCUGGGAUGCCAGAUCGCGCCCCCGCCCCGUGGCUGCUAACUUAUCUUUUUUGGCAACCUCGGUGACACCUUGAUCAGUGGAUCCUUGAUGAGGACUUUUGAGGCCAGGGUGUAUUGGGGUGGCUUUAUGUGGGCAGUGCCAUUCCUCACUUGGGAAGGACGUCGGGAGCCUUUUGCAGGGAAGAGAUACUGGCCAUAUCAGGCGGAUGGAGUGGGGGAGUUCAAGAGGCAGCUGUUCUCAUGUGUUGUUUGGGAUCUCUUCCCCUUCAGAUUAUGCCAUGGGUUCUCAAACUUGGGGUUCCCAGAAGAUGUUGGACGACAGUUCCCCUCAUCUCCAGCCACGAUGGCCUUUGCCAUUGUGGCUGGGGAUGAUGGGAGUUGUAGUUGAACAUCAUCUGGGGACCCAAGUUUGAGGACCCCUGGAUUGUGCAGUUCUGGUGCUGGGAGGCCUUCAGCCUCCGCUCCCCACCGACAGAAUAGUACUUCCCACAGGUCUAGUGGAAACAGGUUAUUCUGUUUCUUUUUGCUAAUCCAUCAUCAUCAUCAUCAAUCCAAGGAUUUUUCAGGUGUCUGACCUGCUGCUGGACUCUUUAGAAGGAAAUCCCUGCUGUGUACGCCUACAAAGCAUGGACUUUUCUGCUUGGCAAAUAUAUUUGUUAACCCUGGCGUUUACGGAAGGAGAAGAUGAAAGAUAUCGAUCUGGGGAAAGAGUAUGUUAUACCAAGUCCUGGAUAUAGAAAUGUGAGAGAGAGAAGCAGCCUGAACCAACAUGAAGAAGAAGAGCAGAAGUACCAGCAAGAGAAGUACAAGCAGGUGGAAUUCCAAGAUGCAUUGGAAAUAGCUGCUCGUGCAGAAGGCCUUCCAUUGGAUGUCACAGCGAAGUCUUCCUUGGGAGUGUUGGAUGAGAGCCAUCACAAAGGGAAAUAUCACCAUGGCUUGAACUUGCUGAAACCCAUUCGAACUACUUCUAAACAUCCAUACCCAAUAGACAAUGCUGGACUUUUUUCCUAUAUGACUUUUUCUUGGCUCACCCCUCUGGCACGUCUAGCCUACAAGAAAGGUGAACUACUGACAGAAGAUGUAUGUACCUUGUCAACGCACGAGUGUUCAGAAGUUAACUGUAGAAGGUUAGAACGGUUGUGGCACCAAGAAUUGCAAGAACGUGGGCCAGAUGAAGCCUCUCUCAGAAGGGUUGUGUGGGUCUUUUGUCGCACCAGGCUCAUCAUUUCCAUAGUGUGCUUGAUGGUCACUCAACUUGCUGGCUUCUGUGGACCAGCAUUUGUUGUGAAACAUCUCCUUGAAUACACACAGCAAACGGAUCCCAACCUACAGUACAGCCUGUUGUUAGUUUUUGGCAUUUUAAUAACUGAAAUAGUGCGUUCCUGGUCCUUGGCUUUAACCUGGGCUUUAAAUUACCGCACUGGGGUCAGACUGCGAGGAGCUAUCCUGACCAUGGCCUUUAAGAAAAUACUCAAGCUGAAAAAUAUCAAGGAGAAGUCUUUGGGGGAGCUCAUUAACAUAUGUUCCAAUGAUGGACAGAGAAUGUUUGAGGCAGCGGCUGUUGGUAGCUUGUUGGCUGGAGGUCCUGUUGUUGCCAUCCUAGGCAUGGUUUAUAACGUUAUUAUUCUGGGACCAACAGGCUUCUUGGGAUCGGCAGUCUUCAUCCUCUUUUACCCAGCAAUGAUGUUUGCAUCUCGCCUCACUGCUUACUUCAGAAGACAAUGUGUAUCGGCAACUGAUGAGCGUGUUCAGAAGAUGAAUGAAGUUCUUACUUAUAUUAAGUUCAUUAAAAUGUAUGCUUGGGUCAAAGCCUUUUCCCAGAAUGUUCAAAAAAUUAGAGAGGAAGAACGCAAAAUCUUGGAGCGUGCUGGUUAUUUCCAGAGCAUCACUGUGGGAGUGGCCCCCAUAGUUGUGGUUAUUGCCAGUGUGGUAACCUUCUCUGUCCAUAUGAUCCUUGGCCAUGACCUGACAGCAGCUCAGGCUUUUACAGUGGUCACAGUAUUCAAUUCAAUGACCUUUGCUCUGAAAGUCACACCUUUUUCUGUGAAAUCUCUCUCUGAAGCAUCUGUGGCAGCUGACAGAUUUAAGAGUUUGUUUCUAAUGGAGGAGGUUCAUAUGGUAAAGAAAAAACCAGCCAGUCCUCACAUCGCCAUAGAGUUGAAAAAUGCCACUUUGGCAUGGGAAUCCUCCCAUGCUAGCGUCCAGAGCUCACCCAAGAUGACCCCUAAAAUGAAAAAAGACAAGAUGGCAAAAAGCAAGAAAGAGAAGAUGAAGGUGCAGCAGCGUGAGGGACAGCAGGCAAUGCUGGCUGAGCAGAAGGGCCACCUCUUACUGGACAGUGAUCCCCCAAGCCCUGAAGAAGAGAACAGUCGUGUCCACCUGACAAACGUCCGACUGCAGAGGGUUCUCUACAACGUUGACCUGGAAAUUGAAAAGGGGAAACUGGUUGGAAUUUGUGGCAGUGUGGGGAGUGGAAAAACUUCGCUCAUUUCAGCCAUUUUGGGACAGAUGACUCUGCUGGAAGGCAGCAUUUCUGUGGAUGGAACGUUUGCCUAUGUGGCCCAGCAGGCCUGGAUUCUCAAUGCUUUGCUUAGAGAUAACAUCCUCUUUGGGAAGGAGUUUGAUGAAGAAAGGUACAACACUGUGCUAAAUGACUGCUGCCUUCGACCUGAUCUGGCUAUCCUGCCUAAUGGGGACCUGACAGAGAUUGGUGAGCGAGGUGCAAACUUGAGUGGGGGACAGCGCCAGAGGAUCAGCCUUGCCCGCGCACUGUACAGUGACAAGAGCAUAUACAUCCUUGAUGACCCUCUCAGUGCUUUGGAUGCCCAUGUUGGAAACCACAUCUUCAACAGUGCAAUACGAAAGCAUCUGAGAUCAAAAACGGUCCUUUUUAUCACCCACCAGCUACAGUAUCUUGUGGAUUGUGAUGAAGUCGUCUUCAUGAAAGAGGGUUGUAUCACGGAGAGGGGAAGCCAUGAGGACCUGAUGAAUCUGAAUGGUGACUACGCAGCCAUCUUUAACAACCUGCAGCUGGGAGAUACUCCACACAUUGAGAUUAACCUGAAGAAGACCACCAACAGUUCAUUAAAAAAACACCAAGAUAAGGGCACCAAAUCAGGAUCUGUGAAGAAAGAGAAGGUGGUCAAGAAGGAAGAAGGUGCUUUAGGCCAGCUUGUGCAGAUGGAAGAGAAGGGUAAAGGUUCUGUCCCUUGGUCAGUUUAUGGCGUCUAUAUCCAGGCAGCAGGAGGCCCAGUUGCUUUUCUCAUCAUCAUGGCACUCUUUAUAUUGAAUGUGGGCAGCACUGCGUUCAGCAAUUGGUGGCUGAGUUACUGGAUCAAGCAAGGCAGUGGGAACACUACUUUGAUGCUGGGAAAUGAAACGGUUAUGAGCAACAGUAUGAAGGACAACCCUCACAUGCGUUACUAUGCCGGCAUCUAUGCACUGUCAAUGGGGGUCAUGCUGAUUCUGAAAGCUGUGCGUGGUGUCGUCUUUGUCAAGGGGACGUUGCGAGCCUCUUCUAGGCUCCAUGAUGAGCUCUUCCGACGGAUUCUCCGCAGCCCUAUGAAAUUUUUUGAUACCACACCUACUGGGCGGAUUCUCAAUAGAUUCUCUAAAGAUAUGGAUGAAGUUGAUGUCCGCCUGCCAUUUCAAGCUGAAGUGUUUAUACAGAACGUCAUCCUGGUGUUCUUUUGUGUGGGCAUGAUCGCUGGGGUCUUCCCGUGGUUCCUGAUGGCCGUUGGGCCCCUCAUUGUCCUUUUCACUAUCCUGCACGUUGUAUCCAGAGUCUUCAUUCGGGAACUGAAGCGCCUGGACAACAUCACACAGUCUCCAUUCCUUUCACACAUCACCUCAAGCAUACAGGGUCUUUCUACGAUCCAUGCCUACAAUAAAGGGCAGGAGUUCUUACAGAGGUACCAGAAAUUGCUGGAUGACAACCAGGCACCAUUCUACUUGUUCAGCUGUGCAAUGCGUUGGCUAGCUGUCAGACUGGACAUAGUCAGCAUUGCCCUCAUUACAACCACUGGCUUAAUGAUUGUCUUAAUGCACGGCCAGAUAUCUCCCGCCUAUGCCGGGCUAGCAAUCUCCUAUGCUGUUCAGCUAACAGGCUUAUUCCAGUUCACAGUCAGACUGGCUUCAGAGACAGAGGCCCGCUUUACCUCCGUGGAGAGAAUUGAUCACUAUAUCAAGACUCUUUCGCUGGAGGCUCCAGCUCGGAUUAAGAACAAAUCUCCCCCUCCAGACUGGCCCCAGGAAGGAGAAGUCCUUUUUGAAAAUGCAGAAAUGCGGUAUCGGGAGAACCUUCCCCUUGUUCUGAAAAAGGUUUCCUUCACCAUAAAACCCAAGGAGAAGAUUGGCAUUGUGGGGAGGACAGGGUCAGGGAAGUCCUCUCUAGGAAUGGCUCUCUUCCGCUUAGUUGAACUCUCAGGAGGCUGCAUUAAAAUUGAUGGAGUGAAAAUCAAUGACAUUGGCUUAGCGGAUCUUCGGAGCAAGCUCUCCAUAAUUCCUCAAGAGCCUGUGCUGUUUAGUGGUACGGUGAGAUCGAACUUGGAUCCUUUCACACAGUACACUGAAGAGCAAAUUUGGGAUGCUUUGGAAAGGACUCACAUGAAAGAAUGUAUUUCUCAGUUGCCCAUGAAACUUGAAUCUGAAGUGAUGGAAAAUGGUGAAAACUUCUCUGUUGGGGAGAGGCAGUUGCUUUGCAUUGCCAGAGCCUUGCUACGUCGUUGUAAGGUUUUGAUCUUGGAUGAGGCAACGGCCGCCAUGGAUACGGAGACUGAUUUGCUGAUUCAGGAGACUGUCAGAGAGGCAUUCGCAGACUGCACGAUGUUGACAAUUGCUCACCGCUUGCAUACAGUCCUGGGCUCCGAUCGGAUCAUGGUGCUGAUGCAAGGCCAGGUGGUGGAAUUUGACACUCCAUCAGCUCUCCUGUCGAAUGAGAACUCCCGCUUCUAUGCCAUUUUUGCUGCUGCAGAAAACAAGAUCGCUGUCAAGGGCUAGAAUUCAGGGCAGUGUCACUUUAAUUGGGAGGGUAAUGCUCCCUGCCUGUGGCAGGCACCUCCUCUUCCUCCUCCAUCUCCAUGUUCCCCAAGCAGAUUAUUGCCUUUCCACCUUCUUAAUUUUUAGCAUUGUGAGUAAAGAUUGACCUUUUAAAAAGAAAAAAAAGUACUGUAAAGAGGGUUCUUCACAGUUUUUAUUAUGGUAUUUAUUCCAUAUUCUUCUUACUAAUUUUUGCUAUUAAAUGCACUCUACAAAAUGGCUCAGGGAGCCAGGAUUAUAAAUGUAUCAAGAGGCCUAUAUUGAAGCUUUAUACAUGUAGCUAUAUCUCUAUACAGAAUUGUGUACAUAGCCUAUAUUUACAGUGGAAAUGUAAGCUGUUUAUUUUAUAUUAAAAUGAGCGCUGUGUUAAUACCAGUGCAUAUUCUUUUCUAUCA
This is a messenger RNA of Hemicordylus capensis (graceful crag lizard), 5591 nucleotides long. RefSeq names its product ATP binding cassette subfamily C member 5 (gene ABCC5). The transcript is spliced from 30 exons. Bases 844 to 5157 code for a protein of 1437 amino acids. Gene Ontology annotation, biological process: transmembrane transport. Gene Ontology annotation, molecular function: ATP hydrolysis activity; ABC-type transporter activity; ATP binding. Gene Ontology annotation, cellular component: membrane. Lineage: Eukaryota; Metazoa; Chordata; Lepidosauria; Squamata; Cordylidae. The record is from RefSeq and is a predicted model, not a curated record.